ACUCGACCAUACCGGCAAUUUCCUCUCAUUUGUUGCCAGCUGUCUCGCUUCCUUCUCAACGUUGCUGGUGAACAUCCGUAAUUACUGAGGAUGUCGACGUGAGGUUUAUUUGGACAGCCGAUUCUUCUGGACCCGAAGUUCUCGCCGACUUUCACCGUUACCCCCGCCAUUGACUGGCCAGAACACUACUGCGUAUACGAUGUCUUCUACUUCCGCACUACAAUCACGCUUGAAAGAGCUCUCUGCAGCUCUUGGUCGAAUCCACCCUCUUGUUUCUCGGCUACAUAAUUUCACCGCCGCGGUCGGGCAGGGCGAUGAGGCUCGUCUAGAGUUGGGUGCGGAGAUUCACAGUCUACUAAAGGAGGCGGAGGAACAACUAGAAUUGCUGAAGGUGGAUGUCGAAGCCCUCGAGUAUGGUUCGGAAAGUAGGAGAAAGACAGUGGAUAAUGAAAAGGAGCUGGAGAGGGAGCGAAUCGUUGCGUCGGCGGGCAGGUUGACGGACGAUUUGAAGAAAACGAGAGGCGAAUUUCGAAAUGCUCAGCUACAAGCCAAACGGAAUGCCGAACUCGCAAAACGCAAAGAACGAGAGCUACUGUUCUCGAGGUCGCAAAGUGGGGAGAGGCAGAAGCAGUCGAAUGAGAAGCUGACACAGGACGACAUUACCGUCAACGCAUCAAACGAUGUUACGGCAGCGCUGAGGAGAACGCAUCAGUUGAUGCAGGCAGAACUGUCCCGAAGCCAAUUUGCGCAGGAAACACUAGAACAAUCCACGGCCGUCCUUUCAUCUCUUUCAGACUCUUAUACCGGUCUCGAUUCUCUACUCUCGUCGUCGCGCAAUCUCAUCGGUUCGCUGCUUCGCUCCCAGAAAUCCGAUACCUGGUAUCUUGAGACGGCUUUCUACAUACUGAUCGGCACAAUUACCUGGCUUCUCUUUCGUCGCAUACUCUACGGGCCCCUUUGGUGGUUGUUGUGGUUGCCUCUCAAGCUCGUGUCUCGAUUCGUCUUCGGUAUCCUAGGCGUGGUGGGCAUCUCGAGCAAGGCUGUUCAACCAUCUCCUUCCGUUACCGCUUCUUCUAUCACUGCUUCUUCUAUCACUGCUAGUGGAAGGCCUGUUCAAGAAACACCAGUUGUGACACCGAAGGCAGAACCCAGCGUCGAAACUGCGGCUGGCGAUGCUGAUUGGGAUCAGGCCCCAGUAACCGAAGAGCCUGAUAGCGACCGGAUGAUCGAUGAGAUUGCAGAAAUGGUGGAAACAAGUGCAGAUCAAGAGGAAACCGACAUUAAAGAAGAACCGUUGCCGGAAGAGUCGCGGACGCAGGACGAACCGCCGCGAAAUACCAAGAAGCGAAUUAAUUUCUUCAACAACAAGGCACGAGCUGCAGCUGCAGCUGCAGGGACGUCAAGCAGCUCUAAAACCAAAGGCACAGAUAAAGAAGCGCAAGCACAAAAUCAACCAUGGGUUGAGAAAUACCGCCCGAAGACACUGGAUGAUGUCGCUGCUCAAGAUCAUACCACGAAAGUCCUCCAACGGACACUGCAAGCUUCUAACCUCCCCCACAUGCUCUUCUAUGGCCCUCCAGGUACCGGAAAAACCUCGACCAUCCUCGCCCUCGCAAAGUCUCUCUUCGGGCCUGCCCUUUACCGCUCGCGAAUCCUCGAACUGAACGCCUCCGACGAACGUGGUAUCGGAAUCGUCCGCGAGAAGGUCAAGAACUUCGCCAGAAUGCAAUUGAGUCAUCCUACUGGAGUGGAUAAAGCAUACUUCGAUCAAUACCCUUGCCCGCCGUUCAAGAUCAUUGUGCUGGACGAAGCAGACAGCAUGACCCAGGAUGCCCAGUCCGCUCUCCGACGUACUAUGGAACAGUACAGCCGGAUCACUCGUUUUUGCCUCGUCUGCAACUAUGUCACUCGGAUCAUCGAACCCCUCGCCAGUCGAUGCAGCAAGUUCCGGUUUAAGCCAUUGGACAAUGCCGCUGCGGGCGAUCGGUUGAGUGAUAUUGCGAAGCUAGAAGGUGUGAAUAUGGAAGAAGGGGUUGUUGAUAAACUUAUCCAAUGUAGUGAGGGUGACUUGCGUCGCGCGAUCACGUACCUACAGAGUGCUGCGCGGCUGGUGGGUGCUACGGCUGGCAGUGGAAAGAAGGAUGGCGAUGACGAUGCUGAGAUGACGGAUGCCAGCUCGCAGGCAAUCACUGUGAGCAUGAUUGAGGAGAUUGCCGGUGUUGUUCCUGAGAGUGUUUUGGACCGGUUGGUCCAGGCCAUGCAGCCCAAGAAGUACGGCUCUUCGUACGAGUCUGUCUCGAAGGUGAUCACGGAUGUUAUUGCAGAUGGGUGGAGUGCGACGCAGCUUCUCUUACAGUUGUACCGACGAGUUGUUUACAACGAUGCCAUCCCCGACAGCCAGAAGAACAAGAUCGUUAUGGUGUUCUCGGAGAUGGAUAAGCGAUUGAUUGAUGGUGCGGAUGAACAUCUUUCAGUGUUGGAUGCUUCCCUCAAGAUCUCUGGCAUUCUUGGUGAAUCUUAAUGGCCAACCACCUGGGGAUGCAUGAAUAAUGGGGAUUUCAUCCCACGGGCAUAACCAUCAGAACCCUCGGAGACACGCAUACAAAGCAAGAGAGCUAUAUCGAUUGCCCUAUCUGCUCCAUCUUGUGAUCUGUGUCUUAUUUGCGAAACCGAGAGACUUUCACCGCUGAACCUUGCAGGGUCGAUCGAGGCUGAUGGUGCAGGGGAUAGGACUACAGAGCUCCGAUGCCGGGACGAGGCUGUCUUGGAGAUAUUGCCAUGCCUUCAGGUGUCCUGCUAAAAGUCACGACUGUAUGAAGUUUAAUGAUAUCUAG
Aspergillus steynii IBT 23096 is the source of this 2834-nucleotide messenger RNA. Its product is annotated as putative protein transport membrane glycoprotein Sec20. Gene Ontology annotation, cellular component: nucleus; DNA replication factor C complex. Gene Ontology annotation, biological process: DNA repair; DNA-templated DNA replication; retrograde vesicle-mediated transport, Golgi to endoplasmic reticulum. NCBI's taxonomy places the organism in Eukaryota, Fungi, Ascomycota, Eurotiomycetes, Eurotiales, Aspergillaceae. Bases 200 to 2521 code for a protein of 773 amino acids. Gene Ontology annotation, molecular function: DNA binding; DNA clamp loader activity; ATP binding. The record is from RefSeq and is a predicted model, not a curated record. The transcript is spliced from 7 exons.